AUGGCUGCUCCUCAGUCGCGCCAGUGGGGCAUUACUCCCCCGCUGUCAUCAGCAUUGCCCACGCCCUCCGAGCUUGCGGAGAACGAUGCGUUGAUAGCAGAGCUGAAGCUACAGAAUAACUUCGAGGCUCCAUCCGAGACGGAGAAGAGGAAGCAAACACUGCACCUUCUACAGCGUGUGACCAUCGAAUUCAUCAAGGUCGUAGGGAAGGAAAAGGGACUCUCACAGGCUGCGAUCGAUGCCUCUGGCGGUAAAAUAUUCACAUAUGGAAGUUAUAGGCUUGGUGUCUAUGGCCCUGGCUCCGAUAUUGAUACGUUGGUGGUGGCGCCCAAGCACGUUACGAUAGAAGACUUUUUUACCCACUUCCCCACACUGCUCGAAAAUGCGGCUCCAAAGGAUGCGAUAGAAAAAAUGACCCCUGUUCCGGAUGCAUUUGUCCCCAUUAUCAAGAUUGAGAUUUCUGGGAUCAGCAUUGAUCUGAUUUUCGCUCGGCUCAUCGUUUCUUCGGUACCCCCUAAUCUCGAUCUGAAAAAUAAAGAUCUGUUGCGUGGACUAGAUGAGAAGGAGAUACGAUGCGUUAAUGGCACCCGAGUGACAGACGAAAUAUUAGAGCUUGUUCCUCAGCAGAAGACUUUCCGCCUUGCAUUGAGGGCUAUAAAACUCUGGGCACAACGUCGAGCCAUUUACUCGAACAUUGUUGGUUUCCCUGGUGGUGUUGCCUGGGCCAUGUUGGUCGCAAGGGUCUGUCAGCUUUACCCCCAGGCUACCGGCUCGGUCAUUGUAGGCAAGUUCUUCAGAAUCAUGAACCAGUGGAGCUGGCCACAGCCAGUAUUGCUGAAGCAUAUCGAAGACGGGCCACUUCAUAUGAAAGUGUGGAAUCCAAAGAUAUAUCAUGGUGAUAGGUUCCAUUUAAUGCCUAUAAUCACUCCCGCGUACCCUUCUAUGUGCGCUACACACAACGUUUCCAUGUCCACCAAGGCCGUUAUGCUUAGAGAGCUUAGGCGAGGCGGAGACAUUGUUGACAAGAUUUUUGUUGGACAGCUUCAGUGGAGCGAUCUUUUUGCUCGACACAGCUUCUUCUCGGGUGAUUAUAAAUACUAUCUCAGCAUCAAUUCAACUAGCACAACCAAAGAGGCACAGGCGAUAUGGUCGGGCCUUGUAGAAUCGAAACUCCGACAUUUGGUUGGAGCACUUGACCGCAAAUCUUCUAUAGAAAUCGCCCACCCGUUCCCCAAAGGUUUCGAGAGAGUGCAUACCUGCAAUACUGACGAGGAAGUCAACGCUGUGAAAUCCGGUUCUAUGAAAUACCAGGCAAAGGACACCAAGACCGCCACCACCGAUGAAACGAACGAUCCCACUCAUGUAGCGGCCGCCGAGAAUGCGAAUGAAAAUGUGGCAAUUGCAGAGUCGGCCAAUCCCACUGGAGAGAAUAAGUAUACUCUUUAUACCACUAAUUACUACAUUGGAUUGGAAGUCAAACCAUUAGCACCAGGCGCUGCACGGUCGCUAGAUAUAUCAACCGACACCCAUAUGUUCAAAAACACAUGCACAUCUUGGGCACAAUACCAACCCGGAAUCAACGACUUGAAUAUAACACACGUUCGCAAUUACAAUCUCCCCGACGAUGUUUUCCAGCCUGGGGAAGUUCGACCCUCCCGCCCGAAGAAGAAGGUUAUCAAGAAAGUGGAACAGACAGUUGCACAAAAGCGAAACAUCGAUGCAGUGGAUGAGAAAGACGGGCAUCUACCUCUUGGUAAACGCCAGGCACAGGUGUACCCCUUCUGCCACGACCACUCCAUCAACCUGUUUACGGGGAUAGUAAUCACGCUCUUUGGAUGA
Molecule: messenger RNA, 1839 nt
Organism: Arthroderma uncinatum
Lineage: Eukaryota; Fungi; Ascomycota; Eurotiomycetes; Onygenales; Arthrodermataceae
Product: Poly(A) polymerase PAPalpha
Exons: 8
Coding region: 1-1839 (612 amino acids)
Cellular component (GO): nucleus
Molecular function (GO): RNA binding; poly(A) RNA polymerase activity
Source: RefSeq, a predicted model, not a curated record